GCUGUGCAAGCGGAUGGAGGCGCACGCGCUAUGAAGACACACUAGUCAAUACACGGGCAUCACAAGUCGAGCAUUUCACAUCAUCUCGACAACCAAAGUGCAGUAGCGCUUUCCAGAAUAAGAACUUCGCCACGCCGUAGUGAAAGCCUAUCAAGCGCGGUUCUGUUCAGUGACCUUUGCCCUCGGCCUUGAGCUCGCCGGUUAGAGGUCACUGGCCAGUGCGGGCGAAAAUGGUGCCUCGGUCGGCGCACCAUCGUUCGCUUCCGACCCUCCCGCAGCAGCGCACGCGCUCUUCUCGCAGUGCGAUGACGACGCUACUUGCGACGCGCGAAGGAAUACGGCGCCCCGAGUGAUACGGCCGCCGCAUCGGCGCCGGUGUGCGCGAGUGGGCGAUGACAGCGCGGGCGAGCAACCGAUAGGCGAUAAGGGGCGCACACAAAAGCCCGCGAACAACGCCCGCCCGCCGGCGGCAGCAGCCGAGGGGCAGCCGCCGGUUGUGAGUACUACUAGGAAGUGCGCUCGGCAGCAGGUGAGCAGACGCGUCAUUAUCGUAGUCGCGUCACGUUCGGCAGCACGCUCUCUCGCGCCUCCCUUCUUUCCUUUCGUUCUUUUUUUCGCCUGCUUCUUCCCUAACCCGCGCUGUCAUCGCCGACGAGGGCGCGUAUUGGUUUUAGUCGGGCGUUGGGCGCGAGAAACAAACUCGCCACGGGCGUGCGCGCUCGUUUGUUGUUCGGCCGCGCUGAGCGCAGCUCUAUUCGCAAGCUAUUCGCCCCUGGCUGCGCGCAUGGUCUGUGCACUAAGGAGAUGAAGCAAGCCGCACGAGCUCUAGCGCGGAGCGUCGCCUCGGAGUCCGUGUCGCUCGGCGCCGCCGCAUCCAAGGAACGCCAGACAGCGGUGCCUGCAUAUGCAAAACCUUUCGACCAGAUUCCCGGGCCCAAGCCGUCGUUGCCUUUCAUCGGAACUAGCUGGCAAUACACGAGAUGGGGUCGCUACAAUCUCUACCAGCUUCAUGAAGCCAGCACCGACAAAUACAAUCGGUAUGGUGACCUCAUGAAAGAAGAGUACCAGUGGCGAAGACCAGUGGUCCAUUCUUUCAACCCGGAGGACUUCCAGGUCGUAUUUCGUAGUCAGGGGCGUUGCCCAGUCCGACCACCAAAUGAGUUUGUCUGCAAGUACCGCACUGAGCACCCUCUCAAGUACAGAAGUGUGGGGCUUUCCAAUGCGCUUGGUACAGAAUGGCACACACUACGCAUGGCACUUGCACCGGUGUUGCUUGAGAUGAGAAACAUAGAAGAGCUAGCAACAUGGCAAGAGGAAAUCUGCGAUGACUUUGCUGAAUAUGUGCGAUGGCUGAGAGACCCUGAAACUCUGGAAAUAGGCUGUGUUCAGGACACCUUGUCUAGACUUGCUUUGGAAUCAAUAUUUAGGCUGUGCCUGGACACACGACUGGGCUGCCUGCAACCCUCGCAACUUGAACAAGGAGAAGCAUCCACAGUUAUAGCCGUUGCAGGGCAACUGUUUUCUGCCUACCAGGAGCUCUACUACGGACUUCCCCUUUGGAAGUACAUGCAUACAUCCUCCUACCGGAAGUACACGGAGGCUGAGGAUGUCCUGUACAAAAUAACACUGGGCUACAUCCAGCAGUAUGCCAGAAAGACGUCAGAGGACCACUCCUUGGGGAGCAACAAGAGCCUUCUCCAAGCACUUCUUAGUUUGAAUGGGCUGUCAGAGAUGGACACCCACCUGACAAUAAUGGAUUUCAUUGCGGGUGGUGUUUUCACGACGAGUAUUGCCUUGUGCUUUCUCCUGCACCACUUGGCCUCCAAUCCGGACGUGCAGGAAAAGCUCUACACUGAGCUCAAGUGUGGUGACGAGGACAUCAGCAGCUGUUCCUACCUUCGUGCAUGCAUAAAGGAAAGCUUCCGGUUAAGCCCUACGGUGCCUGGUGUAAUGAGGAUCCUGCCCGAGGAGGUGGUGCUCUCUGGAUACAGGGUGCCCGCUGGAGUGCCGGUGUUUGCAAAUUCGCUGGUGACCUGUCGCCUGGAGAAGUACUUCCCACAGCCAGGACAGUUCAGGCCUGAACGUUGGCUUGGGGAGGAACGGGGACUUAUCCACCCGUUCAGCCUGCUGCCUUUUGGCCAUGGGGCCCGCAUGUGUGUAGGCCGGCGCUUUGCAGAGCUCGAGCUCAUGACUACAGCUGCCAAGAUGGUCCAGAACUUCAUCAUUGAGCCCUGCACGCAACACAUCAACACUAGUUACGUGUUUGUGGUGGUGCCAAGCCACCCUGUGGGACUCCGGUUCCGCGACCGAAACUGACUGCCCACCCUCCCAAGGGCACCCACAUUCUCGGAGAUAUUCUCUGUGCCUGUAACAGAAUUUGAACUGCUUGCACACAUCAUCAUCUCUCCUCCCAGCUAGUGGCUUACUACAUACAAGUCACGUCUCUCAUCAAAAACGGGUGGGCUGUUUUGAGGAGAUUUAUUCCCCGCCGACAUUGCACUGCCAUGACUUGCACUAUUAUACACUAGGUGAAAUGAGAUGUCCACAAGACUGCUACAUUUACAGUAAGCACUACAACUAUUUUAAUGCUCUGGUAUUGUAGAGAUUGACGCAUGCCUUACUAUGUAGUGACAGGAAUGUGCACCUUGAAACUAUGCUCCUUUUGUGUACUUCAUUACCCCUGUCACAACCUCGUACAUAGUAUACUAGUCUAUUAGCAGUUGUAACAGUUUUUUGGUGCAAGUUACGUUAGAGCUCGUCUAUUUUGUAGGUCACACCAAGUUCCUUUCGCAGCAUCAUAACUGGGCAGCUAGCAGGGUAUCUUCUUGUCAAAGCUGAAGGUAGCCAUUAGGUGUAGCUCUCAGCUAAAGAGAGCAAGCUGUUAGCUGCCUUUACAGGCAUCAUAUGUGAGCUUUUAUGUUAUUACUGCAUCAUUUCAUUAUUAAAUUUUAUGCUUCAUCUUUUUAAGACUCUCUUAAAAAUAUGUAGAUGAAAAUUAUAGAUACAGACAGGAAUGUAAAAAGAUGUACAAUUCAUCUAAAUUUGUAUUAGGUACUAUGUUGUAUUUGUGCUCAAGUCAUCAUGUUCCAUCUUGCGUAGUCCUGUACAAGCUAUGUGCAGGCCAUUGAUAUCUACAAAGUGCUGUUUGGGCAACUGUUCAGCAGUUUGCUCCUCUCCGAUUUCAAAAAGUUUGAGCUCUUGCACUGGCUUUCCUUUGGCAAGCAACCAAUAUAGCCAGCCGAUAUCCAGUCAGUGCAUGUUCAUAUAUAGAGCAUUCCCAAGUCAAUGUGAAGAAGUGUUCAGGAAUGAACAAAUUUGACUUUUGCGAACACUGAUUUCUAUUCUGAACAUCCAUAGCAGGCGAUUUUGUGCACGUUAAAGACUUUCCAGUCAACAAAGAGAUGGCUUCAUAAUUCUUUGUCUACUUGGUGGUACGUACCAAGCUUUAAAGGGACACUGCAACACUUUUUGGACGCUGUAAAAAAUGUUCGCAAUGUGUAGACAACACUGUCGCGAAGCCAAAUAUUAUUCCAUUGCAUGUGGCAGGGAUCUCGCUUAAAACGUCGUCCUCUCUGCUGUGGCCCUUGCUAUUAUGCAUCACCAUCAUGGACCCACAGGACAGCCCGUAGAUGCCUACCAUUGAAUGAUUGUUCAAGGUUGUGAGUUACUCCCAAGCAAACUGGGACGUGGCUGUUAUUAAUGCAUUCUGCCCAUCCUGUCACUCUUCGGCACCUUUGUCAGAUGCCAACCUUGAAGAGGUACCAUAGGUACACAGUAAAAAGAAAAAGAAAGGAGCAAUUUAGGCCAGCCAUUGUAAUUGAGAGGAAACAGUGCAUUGAUGAAUGAUGGGUAAAGUAAUUAGACACUGAACUCAUUAUGUCAUUGGUAUUAUUAGGCCCUUUCCAAAAAUUUGUGUGGGAAUAUAUCGAAGGGCAGUUCACUCACUCCACUCUGUUCUCAGUUUUGAAGAAAAAGUAUUGCAGGGCCCCUUUAAUAAGAAGAGCACAGAAAGUUCCCCAUCCAUAUAACGUAUGGAAUGCUGUUGAAGGUUGUCAUGCCUAGAGCUUUAUUCUACAAUUAUCCAUACAGUAAUUACUGUUGCUCACAUUCAGUUAUCCGAGGUACAGGAAUGAAAUGUGUGGUGUAAACCCUUUUCUAGUACUAAAGAAAAGGGACCACCACUGGCAGUGUACACCAAGUCUUGAAUGAAGCUGCAAUAAGCUUCACGUUUGCAGCUACCUGAAAACCAUCCUCGUGAUAGCAAUUUUACAGCAUGUUUUGUGUGAUACUACAAUGCUCAAGUUCAUUUAGACAUUACUUUGGAGCAAGGUCCCAAGGAACUUGCCAUGAAAAGUUAAAUGCUACGAGGUAUACAUGGCAACAAAGUGUGGCAGCAAAACAUACUAUUAUUCAAAUGAAAGAUUAGUGAAUAACACUAAACAUUAUUUUUUUGGCAAAUGACUACCAGAGUGCCAACUUCAAUUAUUAUGCUAGUGUGUCUGUAGUGGCCAUUGUGCAUAUGAGAAUCUUUGCAUCAUAUUUCUUCAAAAUUAGCAAUGUGGUACAUACUUUUAUAUGGUAGGAAAGCCGAUUUAGAAUGCUACUUUUUCUUUAGGGCCAAGAAAAACUGUUGCGGUUGAUUCCAUAAUAGAACUCCUUUACAAUAUUAUCAGGUAUAAUGGAAUGAAAAACUUGAGUGCAGUGUUAAUGUGAAAUUCUCUUGGCAAUCUGCAUGUUCAAACAUCACUUUAGAACAUUUUAUACUAAAUAUUUUAUAAAACCUUGCAGCCAUUGUGACACUGACAUUCUUAUUUUAUGACCACAUAUGAGUAGGGUUCUGCAUUUUAAGAUAUCAUACAUUUAGACCCAAACAACAUUAACCAAGAAACAUUUUCACAAAUUGCAGAUUUAUCCAUAGAUUGUGUUUGUUUUUCCAAGAUGAAUACCGAAAGUAUCAAUCUUUGAAUAACUUGAAGCGCAACUGACAAGAAAGAUUGGUUUGGGCAUUUCUUGUUCUGAAGGCAAGUGGACAAGCUGUCGAAAAUUUUCAUGUUAAGCUAAAUCGCACACUGCAACAGCCUUGAGUUAAUGUUGCCUCAUCUUGUGAGGCUGAGUUUAACGAUGGCUAAGAGUACCGUGAGUGAAGUCCACAAUGCUGACCUCACAUUGUCCUUGAGAUUCAAUGAGGUCACAGUUUUCUGCGGCUGCUCAGAUGCACAUCUGUUCCCCACUGUAAUAAGCCAGUGGUAUUUACUACACUUUCUCAUGAUGUAAAUCUGUACAUGUUUAGAAACAUGUGUGGCUUACAUAUAGUAGCCACAUCUUGUCAUAGCAUUUUCGCAGCUGCUCACAUGGGCUCAUGCAAGGGAAACACAAAUAGCUAAUCACCAUCAACAAUGAAGACCUAACCUCAUACAUAGUGAGAGUUGAGGAACCAACUUCCAGGUGAGGUUGCUGGCGAUCAAAGUUCACGCCAAAGUAUAUCUUGACAACUAGCCCCAAGGUUGAUUCUUGUGAGGUCGUUUGUCCACCUUCAUUGCAAGAAGAUACAUCGGCUGGCGAUGCCACAAAGCAUGCACAAUGUCCAGGCUUUCCUUGGACCAAACAGGACAACGGAUGCAAAUAGUAUGUACAGCAUCUGUUGCACAGCAGUGCCUUCCUGUAAGCAGUAAGGAUGGUUGGCACUGGUCUGUAGCAGUACGCAUUAUAUUUCUGAUCGAAGAUGAAAACAAGUAAACAGCCAAGGAUACACACUCUAAGGGCAUGUCCUUAUCAUCUCUGCUGCACGAGACACAAAGAAAUUAUGUGCCUGCAUUUUUAAGAGCAAAAGGUUGUGAUAUUUAAGAAUGGCCAAGUUCGUAUAUUAUACAUCGAUAUGGACUUGCAGUUUAUAUAAUUUAAGUCUUCAAGUGAUGAUGCUUAUAUACAAACUGAAGAGAAGUAAGGCAUAAUAAUGUCAGUUUCUUGCUCCACAUACAAGUUUCAUCAGAUUUGUAACAUACAAAAAUGCUUGUGGUUCUGUCGUGCUUGCUUGUACUAUGUAUAGCCAAAAAGUGCCCAUCUGCCAAAGGAAGAUUUUAGGAGUGCCGUAAUAUUAACAAAUAUGAAGAAACUUGUGCUAUUUUAGAAAUAAAAAUUGCUUUCAAGGAA
Molecule: messenger RNA, 6150 nt
Organism: Dermacentor andersoni
Lineage: Eukaryota; Metazoa; Arthropoda; Arachnida; Ixodida; Ixodidae
Product: ecdysone 20-monooxygenase-like
Molecular function (GO): oxidoreductase activity, acting on paired donors, with incorporation or reduction of molecular oxygen; monooxygenase activity; iron ion binding
Source: RefSeq, a predicted model, not a curated record